Molecule: messenger RNA, 666 nt
Organism: Fraxinus pennsylvanica
Lineage: Eukaryota; Viridiplantae; Streptophyta; Magnoliopsida; Lamiales; Oleaceae
Source: the annotation of a GenBank genome assembly
AUGGCGACUUCAGAAAUAUCUCAGGUAGACUUAGAAUGCGGCGGCGGCGGCGGCGGCGGAGGAGACGGCGGCGAGGAGGAGGAGGGUAACGUUUUUUUCUCCGACGCCGAUGAGGACUCUUGUUAUUCUCAGUUUUACUCCACGGUUGAUGGGGAUGGCUCUUAUGAUGAUUACAGCAUUGCCUGUGGCUCUGAGAGCGGUGAGAUUUUGGAAGACGAGGUUUCGGAUUCUAGGAGGGUUUCAUCAGCGGCCGAUUCUGAUUGUUCUGUGGAUAUAGAAAAUGGUGGGUUUGGAGAAAUUAAGGUGCAUUUUGAGAGGGUUGAGAGAGAUUGUAGGAUUUGCCAUUUGAGUUUGGUGAGCAGUAGCCCUGAUUCUGGGGUUGCCAUUGAGUUGGGGUGUUCUUGUAAGGAUGAUUUGGCUGCUGCUCAUAAGCAUUGUGCAGAGACUUGGUUCAAAAUUAAAGGGAACAAAACUUGCGAAAUAUGCAAUUCAAUUGCUUGCAAUGUUGUUGGCCCAAAUGGCACUGAGGGAGCACAGCAAACAAAUGAAACCAAUGCCGUUGGAACAUCAGCUCCAACAUCCCUCGCUACAGGCAGUCGAAGUUGCUUAAAUGGUCAUCGGUUUUUGAAUUUUCUUCUUGCUUGCAUGACUGGGGGAAGCCUCUGA